Molecule: messenger RNA, 1275 nt
Organism: Miscanthus lutarioriparius
Lineage: Eukaryota; Viridiplantae; Streptophyta; Magnoliopsida; Poales; Poaceae
Source: the annotation of a GenBank genome assembly
AUGAUGACGCCGACGAAAGACGAGGUCGGCGCCACGUUAAGCUCAAGCACGGACGCCGAUGGCGCCAGCAGAAGCAAGGCAAGAGACGUGGCCCGUGGAGCAGUCGAGCUUCCUCUCCACCUUACCGAGAAGAUCCUUUGCUGCAUCAACCCGCUCGCGUCGGCUCGCCUCGCCACCGUCUGCAAGUCCUGGGCGGCCACCAUCUCCGAGCGGCUCGCACGGCCUGUUCCCCACCUGUUCGUGUACCUGCCGGCUGACAACAAGUCAGAUCGUCGCGGCCGCGUCGUUUCCGUCCCGAUAGCCUACGACGGGGACGACGACGUCGGCGGAGCGCCCCCCGUACCGGCGGUGAUCCCGAACCGCGUGCUCUUGGCAGAUACGAAUGGCCUGGCGUGCAUCGGCGCCAUGCCCAGUGGUCAUCUGGCCUUCGCAAGUUGGUGGAGCAAGAUCUUGGUCCUGAUCAACCCGAUCACGGGCGCCCGGCAGAGCGUCCAAGCGGAGGAACCACGUCGGAGUCUAGUUCUGGCAGCCGGCGGCGGUGACUCCUUCAUCUCCGUCGGCACCGAUGAGCACAUACUCUCGCGGCGGGCUGGCGGCGGCGAGGAGUGGUCCAGGUGGACGGUACCGGCGGCGGCCGCGCACGGGAUCGUCAACAUCAUAUCGGCGGCCGUCUGUAGCGGCGGCUGCUUCUACAUACUGGACGACGACGGGUACGUGUCCGUGAUCGACGUCGCUGGACCACCGCCGCUCCGCAUGGAGAAGCUCCCGGUGGCGAGCCUGUUUGACGGUGACCACGCCGUGGCCUCACCGGCAGUCCUCAAACCCCCCACGAAGGGCCAUCUGCUCGAGUCCGACGGGGAGGUCCUCUUCGUCCGGCCAGUGCUUGCGUUCAAGGACGAAUUAUUCGGUGCCGGCGGCGGGACAACGUUCUGCAACCACGACGCGGCUGUGUUCCUCGCCGUCCUUGGCUUCGAGGUGUACCGGCUAGACAUGAAGGACAGACGCUGGGCAAAGAUGGAGAAGCUGCCGGGCGACCGGGCGAUUUUCGUCAGCCCCGGAUCGUCGUUCGUGGUGCGCACCUCGGAGACAGUGGGCUGCAGGAGCAACUGGAUCUACUUCGUCGGCAACAAAUGGUACUGCUCCUUGUGCAACAGGGACGCCGGCAAAGCCUGGGGUGUGUACUCCAUGGAAGAUCGGGAGGUAUUGUUUGAGCAUGCUGUAACCGAGCCGGGGCCAUGCUCGGCGGCGACGUGGUUCUUACCUCGUGUAGUCUAA